Messenger RNA from Rotaria socialis, 687 nucleotides. NCBI's taxonomy places the organism in Eukaryota, Metazoa, Rotifera, Eurotatoria, Philodinida, Philodinidae. The record is from the annotation of a GenBank genome assembly.
AUGAUUAAAAUGAUUUCGUUUUUAACCUUAUUUGGGCUUUUGAUUGUCAAUUAUGUUUCUGCCACAUGGAUGAAAACGUCUAAUGAUCAGGUUUCUGGAGUUCAUACAACGUAUCAUGGUGCCCACGAAGCGGGUGCAUGCGAACUUCCAAAAGCCAGUUAUGCUAUUAGUCACUCAGUUGCACUCGGAAAUAUUGAGUCUUUGAAACAUUUGAAGUUUCGAUCUGAAUUAUGUGGUCAUGUAAUCCAAAUUGACUGUGGAAAUGGGCCAUUGGAUGUGGUUGUUAUGAACUCAAACCUUGGUGGUGGCCUAGAUCUAUAUGCUUCGACUUGGAACAGACUCACUCAUCACAUGUCUCCUGGGGUCACGUCAUGUAGUGCGAAGUUGAGCACUCGUAAUGCUUUCAACUUUAAUGGACCUCGCUGCUACUACAAACCUGAUAGCCCAGCUGAUAAUGAGUACUAUCGUAAUGUUGGACUCCUGAACACCAAUGGACGUAUAGUCAUUAGUGCAACAAUAGAUAACCGUUCUGGUGAGCAUCGUGGAACCAAUCCGUUCUUUGCAUUCGACUUCGGUCGUCCAAUCAGCGUCGACAAACAAGUUGUUUUCACCUUCGAAGGCGGAGAAACUCAUACAGUUUAUUUGCGCGAUUGUGAAUAUCAAGCAAACAAACAAAUGUGGAGUUAA